AGAUUUCCUCCAGAGUUUUCUUUGGAGAACCUGGGCCUUGGUUCAAUGGGUUGGACAUGGAUGGCGAUAAAACAUCCGUUUUCCAUGAUGUGGAUGGCUCAGUGUCAGAAUAUCCUGGAUCAUACCUUAUCAAGGAGGACAAUUGGCUCAUUAAGCAUCGAGACUGCAUUGAAGUUCCAGACUGGAGAGGAUCCAUCUGUAGUGGAAGCUAUGCACAGGUGUACAUCCAAGCAUAUAAAUCCUCCAACCUGAAGAUGAAAAUAAUUAAAAAUGAUUUCUACACACACCCUUUGUAUUUAGAAGGCGCCCUGAGUAAGAGUACCCAUUAUCAACAAUAUCAGCCUGUCAUCACUUUGCAGAAAGGCUACACCAUCCACUGGGACAAGGCGGCUCCUGAGGAAUUGACUAUCUGGCUCAUCAAUUUCAACAAGUUGCUGUUUCUCAAACUGAAAGCUCAGCACGAGAAGGAGCCGUUUGCUUUCUGUUCCAACCGAGGCUGUGAACGCAUCAGGAUCAAAGCCAAUAUCCCCAAGCAAACUGGGACCAGUGACUGCGAAGCGCUGGCUUACCCAAAAUAUGCCGAGAAGCCAACCGUGGACGUGCCGAUGCCCAAAAAACUGCCCAGUGCACACAUGAUCAAGAAGGAUCAUUUUGUAGAGCUAAAGAUAGAGAGCUACAAGACCAAAUAUUACCAUCUCAAGGAUGACUUUGCCUAUAUCUCAGUUGAUGGCAAGUCAUUCUACCUUUCUGAAGAGGGUAUUCAAGUAGUCGUGAUUGAUGGUCACGAAGGAAAAAUUGUUAACCGGAUGAGUUUCAAAAAUAUUAUUCUACACGGAAUCCCAGCUCAGAUCAUCAAUUAUGUCAACAACAUUCGAAACAAUUCUAUCGUGGUAAUGACCUCAAAGGGAAGAUUUGUUUCAAGAAGUCCGUGGACCAAAGUGCUGGAGACCCUUGGAGCAAAACCCGGUUUUAAAUUGAAAGAUAAGAUGGCUUUCGUUGGCUACAAGGGCAGCUUCCGGCCUUUCUGGAUCAAGCUGGAGACCGAUGAGGACGCCGUGAGAAUCUUCCAAGCGCUGCCCGUUCCUGUGGUCAAGAAAAUGAAACUCUGAGGAAGCAUCUCCUCUUUCGAAAUGUCCUCCAGAGAACAAGGAUGAGAGGAAUGGUGGCUCCUCUAAGGUGUAAUAUAUUUUGUUGCUGUACAUAAGAGAGAAGAUACUGUAAAUAAGCCUCCAGCUUGAACAACCAACAUUCCUUAGCCAAAUGAGUCUACUUUGGUUUGAUCUGUUUCGAUUACGAACAGAUUCUCUGACUUGCUAGCAGGUUGAGGGCCACAGAUAUUUUCUUUUUUAAUGGUCUCCUCUCAUCUCAUCUCCUUUCUAUGAAGCCACCUUGGCCGCCUCAUGAUUGAUUCGUGGAUCACUGUGGUCCUGAAUUAAUUGGACGUACGGAAAAUGCUUCUUCUUCUUCUCCAAUUCAACCUUUCACUCAUCUUGAAUGUUCAAAUGCAGACUCAGGAAACGAAUCCCAUUUUUACGUGGUACUGCUGCCUAUGUAAAUAAGGACGUGUAAGCUGGAGUCAAAAGGCAUAGCUGAGCAAGACCAAAUGUUCAGUAUUGCUAGGCUGGCCAACGGGCACCGCAAAGGGUGGGCAAGAGAGGGGAAUUUGUAUAGACGGACUUCCAUGCCUCAUUCAAAUACUAGAAUAGCCUCAAGCUUGCUAAUUACACUAAAGCUAUUGCUGAGAUGGUGGGAAAUCUCACACAAGAACAACAACGAAGAUCCAGUCUUAGGAAACCGUAGUUUAUGAAACAAUUACUCUGAGUGUACGGGAUAUAUUUGGCUAAAGAGGAACGCCUUGCCAGUGAUGGUUAAAACCUUUUCGGCAUCAAGUGCCGAAACUGGUGCGAGCAUGUAUGCAUACCGGAGCGCCGGAACCUGGAAGAAAGCAGCUGGCUAGUGUCCAUGCAUGCGACAGAAUCUGGAAGAGCAGCUGGCAAUGGUGCGCAUGCCCACAGAGAAAGCUCUGUAUGCCACCUCUGGCACAUGUCAUGAGUUCACCAUCACGACUCUAGCCUGUUCCUAGCCUGAAAGAUGCUACUUCUUCCCUCGUACUCAUAUUUAAUAACUGAAACUAUAUUUUGCUCUAGGCAAACAGGGUUAUGUAUAUCUUCCCUGCCCACACUUCCUGGAUCAGAAAGCUUCCAAUCUCAGCAACCAUUGAGCGGGAAUAUUGUACGAUAACGAUAGUCCUUAAGGGCAGCUUCUCCCGCCUCUGCCCUUCUGUACAGGUAGUCCUCGACGUACGACCACAAGGGAGCCCAAAAGUUCCGUCGCUAAGUGAGACACUUGUUAAGGGGAUUUUUGCCCCGUUUUUCACCGCCAUUCUUGCCGCAAAUUGUGAAGUGAAUCUCUGCAGUUGUUAAGU
Molecule: messenger RNA, 2425 nt
Organism: Thamnophis sirtalis
Lineage: Eukaryota; Metazoa; Chordata; Lepidosauria; Squamata; Natricidae
Source: RefSeq, a predicted model, not a curated record